Molecule: messenger RNA, 678 nt
Organism: Cladophialophora psammophila CBS 110553
Lineage: Eukaryota; Fungi; Ascomycota; Eurotiomycetes; Chaetothyriales; Herpotrichiellaceae
Exons: 1
Coding region: 1-678 (225 amino acids)
Source: RefSeq, a predicted model, not a curated record
AUGGCGAUCCCGAUAGCCUCUGAUUAUACAAACGGCGGCAUUGGGCUGAAGAAGCAGAGCCACCCAAGUCCCAUUGCUUUCGCUCACGUCGUGCUAAGAACUACAGAGGACAACUUCAAACCUAUGGUGGACUUCUAUGUGGAUAUGUUGCAAGCUGAGGUCAUCUGCGAAGCAGAAGAAUUCUCCAUGUUACGAUACGACUUUGAGCACCAUCGAAUCGCCAUAGUAAAGAUGCCCCAAGUCACACCGCAGGAGGCGAGCCCUUUCACAGCAGGCCUCGAGCACACGGCAUACACCUAUGAAACCUUGACCGACCUCGCGAUGACAUACCGAGCUCUGAAAGAGCGCGAGAAAUCCAUCACUCCGCUCUGGUGUGUGAACCACGGAAUGACGACCAGCAUGUACUAUCGGGACCCCGAUGGUAACAAGGUGGGGCUACAGGUUGACAACUUCGAUACCGCUGAAGAGGCCGACGCAUUCAUGCGAGGACCACUGUUCAUCUCAAAUCCCAUAGGGACCGACUUCGACCCUGACGAGUGGUCGGGUGAAAUUUUGAGUAAGAUGCGGGAGGACGGCUCGGAAGGACUGUCGGCAGAGGAGGUUAGGCGAAUCAAGACCAGGAAGGAGAUUGAUGCUAGGUCCAGAGUGCCCGGCUUCGUGUAUGGCCUUGCGAAUUGA